Paramisgurnus dabryanus is the source of this 3903-nucleotide messenger RNA. RefSeq lists its product as uncharacterized. The record is from RefSeq and is a predicted model, not a curated record. NCBI's taxonomy places the organism in Eukaryota, Metazoa, Chordata, Actinopteri, Cypriniformes, Cobitidae.
AUUUCAGUGUAACAGUUUACAUGUAGACAAUAUAUGUAAGGACAAGGUCUCGUACAUGUUACACAAAAAAACGCAGAUCCAAAGUGGCAAGCUCCACACAACCUCUGAGAGUUAGUAAAGUUUUUUGUCAAUCCCUGAGAAGUUUUGUCCUCAUGUUUUGUCCAGUCUACUAAUAUGAGCACAAGUGGGAACAGUGGUUUGGAUCUUCAUAACUUCAGUAAAAGCCUCUCCAUGAGAGGUCGCCAUUUAGCUAAAAGAUAUAGGAUCACCCUUUACUGGGGUAAAAAUGUGGCCUUAUCUGGAUGUCUCGCAUCAUUUUAUAUGUUACAAAACCUAUCUAAAGAAAUAACCUUGUGAUUAAUUCUAAAUAAGGUCAUGUUUCACUGGCUAUGUGCUUCAACCUAAAAACACAGACAAUAAGAUUUAAACUACUUCUAAUAAAUGAUAAUAAAUAGGCAAGUUGUGAUAUUUUAGCAAAUAUUAAGUGACCGUCUACAAGAGAAAAGGAAAAAGGUCCAGUGCGUAUUGUAAUAAUCUACUGUUAUGAUUCUUAAUAGAGAUUUGUUGUUACCAGUAGACUUCUUUUACUUUCAGGUUAGCACAUUGAGAGGAAGUUCCUCUUGAGAAGGUGCGUGUGCAUGUGUCUCUGCUAGCAUCCUGUUGAGCCCUGAUGUGGUUAGCAUGUUUUAAACCAACUAUGUCAAUGUUUUAAAAAAGGUCAGAGAAAGACAAACUCUGGUGAGAUUGAACAGGAUUAUAUUUGUAAAACAAAGAAAAACAUGCUGGAGAAGAUGCAGACUUGUCGUGUGCUAUUACGUGUUUUUGUUACUCUUCUUAUGUGUGACUUUGGGAUGUUCUUCACAUCAUCAUCAUUAUUGCCUUCAGAGUCACCACCCCAGGAUCACACAUUCAACAUUUUCACCCCUAGUGUCAACAUCACAACAACUAAAUUAACCACACCCAGAACUGAACGCACAACUGGACUAAAAACAACUAAUGAUAACACAACUGAACUUAACACGGCUGAUAAUACCACAAUUGACCUAUAUGUUACAAAGAAUAAAGCCUUUCCAUACAGCAAUGCAACCUCUUCAACAACUAAACCCAUGGGAAAGACCAAUACGAUCAAAGACAGUUCAGACAGUGCUGGAUAUACAUUAGCUGUCAUUUUUCUGAUCAUAAUCGUGAUCCUCAUCAUUCUUCUUCUUGGCAUUUUGUAUUUCUUGAGGAAGAAAGGAAGGAGUUAUUCAUUUGACCUGACUCACACCAGUGCCAAUGAACACGUUGAGCCGUUCAUGGACCUCGAUCAACAAGGCGUAAGCUAUGAACACAAGGACAAAGAUUUGUCUGUGAGUCUGGACUUUACGCAGGACGACAAAUCUAAUGAAAAGUCCAGCCCGAUUGCCAACGGUUGCACUGGAGAGAAAACUGAACAAACAACUGAUUCGGGAAACGAAGAGCAGAAUCUUCCAGAAGAGAACAGUUUCCCCUCGAGCCCCAGUCUGACUCCACCGAUGAAGAAAGUUGAGUUUAAUCUGGAUCUUGAUGACUUCAUGAGUGGAGAAUCUGACGUGAUCAGUCCGAUUUCAGAGGACUCUUGUGAUGCGGCGCAUAAUGAAAACAACAACAACAUCUCUGAUUCUGGAUGGGGAACAGCAGGAGAGAUCUUCACUGAAAUUAAUCUAGAUGAGCCAAAAGAACAACCAUAGUGUGCGUUUCCCAAGCAGAAGUCAAGCUCUGGUUUACAGACCUACAGUCACUUAGGAGAUGCACUGUUAAGAAAUGCAGCUUUUUUGUCAAAACAACAUAUACACUCACCUAAAGGAUUAUUAGGAACACCAUACUAGUACUGUGUUUGACCCCCAUUGAUUCAACAAGGUGCUGAAAGCAUUCUUUAGAAAUGUUGGCCCAUAUUGAUAGGAUAGCAUCUUGCAAUUGAUGGAGAUUUGUAGCUCCCGUUCCCCCACAUCCCAAAGAUCCUCUAUUGGGUUAAGAUCUGGUGACUGUGGGGCCAUUUUAGUACAGUGAACUCAUUGUCAUGUUCAAGAAACCAAUUUGAAAUGAUUCGAGCUUUGUGACAUGGUGCAUUAUCCUGCUGGAAGUAACCAUCAGAGGAUGGGUACAUGGUGGUCAUAAAGGGAUGAACAUGGUCAGAAACAAUGCUUAGGUAGGUCGUGGCAUUUAAACGAUGCCCAAUUGGCACUAAGGGGCCUAACGUUUGCCAAGAAAACAUCCCCCACACCAUUACACCAUUACAAUAAUGAGAAAUUGAAUAGGUGUUCCUAAUAAUCCUUUAGAUGAGUGUAUUUUUAUGUUACUUUAACAAUUUUAACUUGUUUUUAUAAGGUAUAUCAACUUAUAACAGGUUAAAACUUAAAAUAGUAAGUUGAAUUGACUUGCAAAACCAAGUUGUUUAACAUUCUGCAUUUUUUACAGUCACUGUAGUUGUUAUCGCUUAGUUGUUAUAACUUAGUAUAACUAAAUAUAGUUGAAAAAAAGUCAAACUUCAUUAUAUAAGUUGUAGAAACUUAUCUCUUAAGUAAUAAUAAUACAUGACUAGGUUGAUUCAACAAAAAAUUUAAGUCAGCAAAGAUUUUUUACAGUGUGUGCAUACGCUUGUUGACAUUAUGAAUGACUUUAUUGUUUUCACAGUUUAAUAUGAAACAAUAACUAUAAUUUAUACAUCACAUUUCUUGGAAAGUGAAACAUUGCAACAACAGUGUUUGCCAUAUUUGUUUGCGCGUCUGACCAGCCCAGUUUCACAUUUCUGUUUUAAUUAACUAUAAAAUACAGAUUGUAUAUUGUACAUAACAAGGGGAUAAUUAUGGUUUUUAUGAUCUUCAUAAAAAACAAUUUGUUAAUAUCAAAAACGAUAAUGAAACAUGACUUUAAUGUGAAGCAUAAUGACUAACUAAUGGAUAAACAGGUGGGUAUAUUUCACAAGUAGUUACUACAGUACAGGAGUGCGGGCCACAAACUAACGCUUUUUGGCUUUGGCUCUAACAAGUUAGAUUAAUACUUGUUUUUACACAAUCAACACACACAUCUCUGCUACAAAUGAACACUUAAAGUUUGUUUGUUUGUUUGACCACCUGUUAUCGUACAGUUACGCCAAAAGUGACAGGAGUACAAACAUAAACAUAAUAAAGGUGUGAAAAAUUGUGUCUGGGUCUAUGUUGUAAUAAUCUAUUGUGUCUGUUUCAUGAUGCUUUGAUCUUUAAAAAUCCACUCCUGAAAUGAGAUUGACAUUAUAAUGUAUGUCUAAAAAUAACUGAGGGAACUUCCCUUUCAGAAGGGACGCGCUGAAGAAAAGUUUCCAGACAAAAGCAUUUUUAAAUUAAAACAACGAUGAUGACAGGACUUGUGGUUUUAGAAAGAUUUGAAAGAAACAGACACUAUCAUGUUUUCUAUCUCAGUAUGUUUAAAAGAUGUGAUUGCGUAAACAGCUCUCUCUGUUGGUGACAAUGUGUGUUGUUAAUACAAUGCCUCAUGAACAUCAGCCCACCUAAACCUGAGCAUCAUUUCUCAACAUUCAGUGAAUCAUGCACACCUUUAUCUAUCUACUGUACAUGAGGACACUAUACAUUUCUGCUUUUAUAUAAAGUGAAUGGUAAAUAUAACAGACCAACCUAAACCCUACAAGUUUAUUUUUUAAAGCAUGGUUAGAAUUUUCUGUUUUUUUUUCUAUCUUAUUGGUUUCUUGUUUGAUCAUUUCCCUCUGUGUCACAAUUAAUCAUAUUCAGUACAUUUGCUCCCAGUAGGUAAAACAUAUUUAAAUAGGUUAUUUUAACUUGCAAAACUCUAAGGCAGUUUUGAGACAACCAUGUGAAAAUUAUACUUGAUCUCAUAACUGUUGUGAAUUAACUUUAGUCAAAUGAGGGACAUUUGGGACAGUCCCUGUUU